AGAUAUAAUUAGGUUUUGAUUAAUCGUUGAAGGAAACGUUAAAGUUUUUGGAAACAUUAAUUUGCGUUCUACCCACUGGAUCAGCUGACGUCGGUUCUUUAAGUAUGAGCAUUAAAAGUGACAAAAAAGACGACAUACCGGACGAUGGUAUUUAUUACAGUGCGGAUAAAGGUCCUACAUUUGGAGUGCGAUUUGUGCAAAUCAUUGUGAUGGCCAUAUGCUACGGUCACCUACUCACUCUUAAAACGGUCUUUUCGAUCACUAUUGUUGCAAUGACUUCGACAAAUUCUACAACUUCUGGAUCCACUUCCAAUGCACCAACAUACGACUGGACCAACCAAAACAUUAUUCUCUCAACCGCACUCUGGAGCGGAAUACCCACAAACUUGGCAGGUGGCUAUAUAGGAAAGAAAUAUGGCCCCAAAUGGCUGAUCGUAAGCGCAAUGGUAGUCAAUUCAGUUGCGUUUAUGCUGAUUCCACUUUCGGCUCAAUAUUUGGGAUCUAUGGGAGUUCUUGCAUGCAGAUUUGUGGAGGGCCUCAGUAUGGGAAUUAUGAUCCCUCUGACUGCAGUGGUAAUGGGAAUUUGGGCACCACACGAAGAGAGAUCGCGCUUGGGGUUUCUAGUAUCUGCAAUUGUGACUUUUAUGCAAAGUGGAUCAACAAUUUCCACGGGAUUUAUAUCCCAAUCGACCUUGGGAUGGCCCUGGGUGUGUUAUAUAUUUGGAACAGCUGGGAUAAUUGUGACGACUAUUUACCUGUUUGUAGCAGUACAAGCUCCUCAUGUUCAUCCGAAUAUCACUUCUGCUGAACGAACAUAUUUGGAAAAAACUUUAUCUAGCACUUUUGAAAAUGAUGAACCAGUUCCUUGGGCAAAAAUAUUGACGUCAAUCCACUUCUGGGCUAUAAUUGUUGGUCAUGCCGGUUACUAUUUAUUUGUUAUGCUUUUGGUUACCGAAAUGCCCACAUUCCUAGCAAAAGUUAUGAAGUAUGACUUACAGUCCAACGGCACAGUGUCAGCAAUACCAAAAAUAAUUAGUACAGUAUCUGGCAUAUUCAUUUCCAUUAUCUCCGACUAUAUUCCAAGGCACGGACUGCUUUCCGUAUUGAAUACUAGAAGAUUUUUUCACCUAACAUGGACGCUUCUAAUGACGACCGCCGUGAUUUGCACCACUUAUAUUCCAGAGCAGUUGCGAAUAUGGGCGGUUGUUCUUUAUUGUAUUGUAACUAUAGCUGACGAGUCUAUUUCAAUAACAGGAGUCUCAGUCAAUAUUUACGAUCUUUCUCCAAAAUACGCAGGAAUUAUCACGGGAAUAUCGCAUAGUAUUUCGCAAGGUGUGUCUGCAUUUGCACCGUCACUUGUUGACUGGGUUUGUACCGACUUGAGCGAUGCCAGCCAAUGGAGGACAGUGUUUAUAAUAACUUCGGUAAUCGCACUGUCGAGUGCUAUUUUCUUUGCGAUAUUUGCCAGCAGCCAGAGGCAAAACUGGGGAACCGAAUCGGAAGAAGACGCUCGAAUCGAAGCGGUUAUAAAACGAAAGGGCUCCAUUUUUAGCAUUUAUUCACUUGCUGCAUAAAUAGUGCUACGAUAAAUGAAAUAAAUGUUCCUGAUGCAAAUAAAUAUGGUUAAUGUGUA
Dendroctonus ponderosae (mountain pine beetle) is the source of this 1633-nucleotide messenger RNA. Its product is annotated as putative inorganic phosphate cotransporter. The record is from RefSeq and is a predicted model, not a curated record. Bases 105 to 1574 code for a protein of 489 amino acids. Gene Ontology annotation, cellular component: plasma membrane. Gene Ontology annotation, molecular function: transmembrane transporter activity. NCBI's taxonomy places the organism in Eukaryota, Metazoa, Arthropoda, Insecta, Coleoptera, Curculionidae. Gene Ontology annotation, biological process: monoatomic anion transport; transmembrane transport. The transcript has 8 exons.